Messenger RNA from Pseudomyrmex gracilis, 959 nucleotides. RefSeq names its product histone acetyltransferase p300-like. The transcript has 4 exons. Bases 181 to 684 code for a protein of 167 amino acids. NCBI's taxonomy places the organism in Eukaryota, Metazoa, Arthropoda, Insecta, Hymenoptera, Formicidae. Gene Ontology annotation, biological process: positive regulation of transcription by RNA polymerase II. Gene Ontology annotation, cellular component: transcription regulator complex; histone acetyltransferase complex. Gene Ontology annotation, molecular function: histone acetyltransferase activity; chromatin DNA binding; transcription coactivator activity. The record is from RefSeq and is a predicted model, not a curated record.
GCACUCUUCCACGAGCCAACCAGCCGAUCGCACGCGAACAGCGGUUCUUGCUUGUCCUUGGGCGUAUCCCCGUCAACUCGUUGCUUUCGCUGCUGGAUCUCCGCGUCACUGCGUUACAACGAUUUUCGCUCUAAUAAAAUAUAAACUCAAAUAUCGGUAUCGAGCCCAACACAAUCUCAAAUGGGAGAACCAGCUAAAGGACAAUCUUCUCAACAAUCAUUUCAAGCCCUAAUGCCUAGUGCUCAUUGUCCCAAUAGACCGGAACACCUUAAAGGUAUUCAGAAGCACUUAGUGUAUAUGUUGCAUGCGCAUANAUGCAAAACCAAACUUAGGACUGACGAGCAUAGACAAUGUGGCUUAUCAAAUUGCUUAAUGAUUAGAAAUUUGUUAACUCACAUGACGAUGUGUCAACUUGGCAACAACUGCACAGUGCCUAAUUGCAAAAUAUCGAGACAGAUUAUUAAUCAUUGGAGACACUGUAUUAACAAUAACUGUGUGAUUUGCGAACCAAUAAGACAGGGAGCUAGAGAAGCCAAUCCACAAAAUCCUCACACACAUUUCAAACAGAAGUUUGAGUUUGAAUCUAGUCUGAUAGAUGUACAGAAUAUAUUGGAAAACUUGCAGCUUUCAAGUGACCUUCAACAUAGUCAAGUCACAGCAACACCCAUGCAAGGAACACAGUAAUAACAUCAGUCUGUCACUCCAGAUCUCAGGGAAUCAUCUAGUUCAUAAAUUGUCUAAGCAAUGUUCCUCACUCCGGAUCCACAAACUAUGCUCGACAAAAGAAUUGUGCAACUUUGUUACGUACGCAAGAAAGAUGGAGGGCGAAUUGUACGGAAUGGCUAAUUUGCGAUGGGAAUAUGAUCAUCUUUUGACCGAAAAGAUCUAUAUAAUAUAAAAGGAAAUACUUUAAACACUUUAAAAACAUGUUUUUUACUUAUAUGUAAUUUUUACAAUCU